This is a messenger RNA of Nicotiana attenuata, 896 nucleotides long. RefSeq names its product glutathione transferase GST 23-like. The coding region runs from base 79 to 753 and encodes 224 amino acids. Gene Ontology annotation, cellular component: cytoplasm. Lineage: Eukaryota; Viridiplantae; Streptophyta; Magnoliopsida; Solanales; Solanaceae. The record is from RefSeq and is a predicted model, not a curated record. The transcript is spliced from 2 exons. Gene Ontology annotation, molecular function: glutathione transferase activity. Gene Ontology annotation, biological process: glutathione metabolic process.
ACAUCAUUUUUUGUCAAAUAAAAGAACAAGCUGAGUGUAUAAAUAGACUUAGCUUUCAGAUAUCACUUGCAAAACAACAUGGGAGAAGAACUCAAGCUUCACAGAACAUGGUCAAGCCCAUUUGGUUUGAGGGCCGUUUGGGCACUACAUAUCAAAGGAAUCCAUUAUGACACCAUUUUUGAAGAUUUAAGUCAGAAGAGCCCUGAACUCCUGCAGCAUAAUCCUGUUCACAAAAAGAUUCCUGUGCUUGUACACAAAGGCAAACCAAUCUGUGAAUCACUGGUGAUUCUCGAGUAUAUUGACGAGACUUGGAAGGAAGCUCCUUUGUUACCUCAGGACCCUUACGAGAAAGCCAUAGCGCGUUUUUGGGCAAAAUUUGGGGAUGACAAGCUUCUGCCAUCAAUAUGGAGUGUUUUCACAGGACAAGGAAACGAGAAAAACGAAGCUCUUGGUCCAGCAGUACAAAAUCUAGAACUCCUUGAAGAGCAACUGAAAGAGAAGAAAUUUUUUGGUGGAGAGGAAAUAGGAUACCUGGACCUUUCACUUGGUUGGUUGGCAUAUCUUCUUGAUGUAUUUGAAGAGGUAAUCGACCUGAAGUUGCUUGAUGCAGCCAAAUUACCUCUCUUAUCAGCAUGGAUGAAUAACUUUUAUGAUGCUCCAGUAAUCAAAGAACACUGGCCACCUCGAGACAAAUUAGUAACCAAAUUCCAGCUGCUUCAUGAAAAUUACCAGAAAGCACUUGCUGCUAAAUGAACUAGUUUGUGAAAGUUGCUGCUGUAUUAUAGUUCAUGGAAAUAACAACAAACUCCAUCAGCUGAUGGCUAAGCCGCUUGUAUCAAGUUUUGGAUGUUUUCUGGACUAUCAGGAAUAAAAGUUAUGAAAUUCUUACUUGGCUA